Messenger RNA from Acanthaster planci (crown-of-thorns starfish), 4392 nucleotides. RefSeq names its product ceramide kinase (gene cerk). Lineage: Eukaryota; Metazoa; Echinodermata; Asteroidea; Valvatida; Acanthasteridae. Gene Ontology annotation, molecular function: ceramide kinase activity. Gene Ontology annotation, biological process: ceramide metabolic process; phosphorylation. The record is from RefSeq and is a predicted model, not a curated record.
CACAACAAGCGCAGCAGGAAGACACAAAUGUGAUGUUUGACAGAUGCGUUCUCGGAAAUCUUCUCAUUGUAAAUGAUUUAGCCAAUUUAAUCGUGUUCACACCUUCAGAAAUGUAGUUCUGUGUUUUAUGGACAACGAUGGCGGAAGAUGUGGUCUUCUUUUCUGUGCUGAAGCUGGCCGGAAAGCCUUUCGAUGUGACACUUUCGAGACGGACCAUCUCAUGGGUAGCCAGUGCGUCGCCAUCCACGGGCAGCUCGGGCGUCGGCGGUGUUUCCCAGGCAUGCCAGGUGGAGUCCCGAGCUGGUAGCACAGCAGUGAGGCAGGGGACCAGUAUGAUGCUGCCUUACAUUUAUCAUUUUACAAAUGAAACAACAGGAACCAGUGAAACAGCAGAGGUACACCACUACCACUUUGUGAAGCUCAGUGAGGUCAUCACGGCUGUCGUAGACAGUGAGAAUGCCGAGGACAAAAGCAUUGGCUCCACGAAACCCAGGAAACUAAACAACCAGGAUGACUUGACAUUUACAGUGCACUGUGUUCGGAGGAACAACCAGGGCAAGUGGCGACUGCGAGAGCUGACCUUUGAGUGUGCUGACCAGGACACCUGCCGGCAGUGGGUGACCCAGAUCAAGGAGAGAAUCACCAAGCAAGGCACCGUCAGACCACAGAACCUGCUGGUAUUCAUCAAUCCCUAUGGUGGUAGGAAGGAAGCAGCCAGCAUCUAUGACUCGCACACUGCGCCCCUGUUUCACCUAGCUGGCAUCACAACAACCCUCAUUUAUACUGAAGCCAAGAACCACGCCCGUGAUGUGAUGUUGAAAAUGGACCUGAGUGAAUUUGAUGGCGUUGUCUGCGUUGGAGGGGAUGGAACCUUUGCUGAGGUGGUGAAUGGUCUGCUUGUCCGAACUCAGCAAGAGGACGGCAUUGAUUACAGUGACCCUGAAGCGACUCCUCGGUGUCCCCAGAUGAAAAUUGGGGUCAUCCCCGCGGGUUCAACUGAUGUAAUAGUUUGUGACACCACAGGCGUCAAUGAUCCCUUGACGUCAAGCUUGCAAAUUGUACUUGGUUGCACCCUAGGCCUUGACAUUUGCUCGGUGCACAGCGGUCAUCAGUUGCUCCGCUACACCGUUUCCUUUAUGGGUUAUGGUUUCUUCGGGGAUGUCCUGAAGGACAGCGAGAACCACCGCUGGAUGGGGCCUCGCCGAUACGACUUUGCAGGUUUUAAGAAGUACUUUGGGAACAAGUCCUACGCAGGCGAGGUGACAUUCCUGACCAGUGGUGAUGAGGACCAUCAUCCUCAGGAUAAGACCAAGUGCAGGGUUGGGUGUGCAGUCUGUCUUCGGCGAUCUGAUUCUCAAACCAGCGAUGUGUUUGACUGUACGCAUAGCAACAUGGCUGGGCUAGACUUACAAGAGGAUAACCAAUCCCUAGGUAUAUCAGUCCAGGAAAGCAAAGGGAGUUGGAAGAAGGUGACAGGCAGUUUCUGUGCCGUCAACGCAGCCCUGGUGAGUGGCUGCAACCGACUGUCACCCAAUGGCAUAGCGCCCUCAUCGCACCUUGGCAAUGGCUGCCUGGACUUGCUCCUGGUCCACAAGUGCUCGCGGUUCAACUUUCUCCGCCACCUCAUUCGACUCGGAAACUCAGGGAAUCAUUUCAACUUUGACUUUGUGGAAGUGCAUCGAAUCAAGGAAUUCACAUUCAAAGCCUUGACAAACCAGGAUCUGAAAUCAAUCGACCAGGCCAAAGAAUCCACUUCAAAUACAUCUUUAGUCAAGCAGCCGCAGGUGAGGUACCAGACGACAAGGGACAGUAACACCAGCACAUGGAACAUGGACGGGGAAGUCUGCGAUAUACCCGACAUCAGUGUGCACGUUCACUGCCAGCUGAUCAAGAUUUUCGCCUACGGCAAAGAAGACGUGAAAUCCUUGAACGCCUCCUGCUGUGUGUCGCGCAACAGGACCAAGAACAAGUCAGCCUGGAGAUGAGAACAUGAUUACCUUGACACAGGUUGCCUAAAACAACUCAGACAAAUGAUUACAUACAAACAAAAACGCACUCCAGCUCACUUUCAAUGUCGUCACUCUUUGUGCUAGUAGUGCUUUCAAUGUGAUGGCAGCUUAUGUGCAGUACUUUUAAACUGAUAUUUUAUUGUAUUAACAUAUGUUGACUAAUUAAGCCUGUACUACAUUGAUUUCCACUUAGCUGUGUGAUGAUUGGAUGAAUCAACGUAGCAAGUGAUUUUGAAAUUUACUAUCCGUAACAUGCUGCAACCAAAUUAAGUAAAAUCUCAGUUGAUUCGCUAAAUUGAACGACUGGUUGAUUGUCAGUUUGCAAAAAGCCUGAUGGGAUGCCUGGCAUGUCAGCUUUAAAAUACCCAGGUUCUAAUUCCAUCCUGACAACCGACUAGUCCUAUUAUUGAGGGGCUGACUAAUGAUGUGUGCUCCGUGCAUGUACAAGAAUUUUGUUUACCUAGCUGCAACUUCCUUGUUGGCCGACACGACUGGCAGACAUGUUCACAUGGCAUGGUUGACUUCUAUGUUCAGUUCCUUAUUUAAUAAUACAUGUACAUGGACCAGGGAAUUGGGUAGACUGUUCCCGGCCCCUCUGUUGUCAUUCUGAUUCUUAAUACUCCCACAGGCAGGAACCAGCCCAACCUUUUUUCUUGCUUGCUGGUCGAGGGUGCUUACUCAUGUAAUUGGAACCCCUCUACCUCGGAGAAGUCGGGUGUUCCAGAGAGCAACCAGGGAGCUACUGUUUUCCCAAAAAUAUGUUAGGUGUGGAGAAAAUAAAUUUAUGCAUUUGUUUUGUUGCAGGUCACAUGCAUUUGUAGGAUAGGACCAUUUGACAGAACUUUCGGAGUUUAUUCUUGAAGGGUCACAUAUUUCAGAUUGAAUAUAUAUUUAUUUGUACUUUGAGGAUUGAGUGUGGUUCCAGUAUUUAUGUAGUCACAGUUGAUAUAGGGAUGAGGUUUAUCUGUAAAUUUGGCGAGUGAAAAAGCAUUUCAGGAAGUCAGUUAAUUUUAAUUUAUGUUUUGAAAGGGAUCGUGUGCAUAUAAAUUAAGAAUUGUAAAUGUGAUUCAAGGUAGAUGCACUAAAAACUCUGGAAAUAUAAUGUACUUUGAAAUGUUUUACGAGAAAUAGAUUUUAUUGAUAUGUUGAUAUAUUCCAAAGCAACAUGAUUUUAUUAACACAACAAAAUCAGUGUCAGAGGUGACCUUAAGGUUUCUUUACUUUUAAGCUUUUGAGAAGUACAUCAAGGUUUUUAACUUCUAAUUGUAAACUGUACUUAUGCAUUAUCUCAGUAUCACCUUUCAUGAAAACGUUCAUUAUCUAAUUAUGCCAAAAAUUAUUCAAAGAGAAAUAUGUAUACAUGUAGUUAAAUCUUAAACCAACAUAGGGCCAACAUAAGCUCAACAAUGAACACAGAACAAAAAGUGGCCAAAACUUGGCUAAUAUGUGCAGAACCUUAGGAAUAUGCCGUGAACGAAGUUACAGUAAAUAUGUGUGGUCAAAUGUAGAUUUGCCAAGUACUAUUCACACAGUACCCGUAUUUUCUAACCAAAAAAAAUGCAUGUGGAGCGUAGCGUCUGUAGUCAUGGAGAAUUGUGGAAAAGUUUUUAUUCUCGUGUGUGGUUCGCUACUGAGAAUGCCAUUAAUCACUCUAACAUUUGAUCUGAAAGUAAUGGAAGUAUCUGCUACAGUUGCACUGCGCAGAUCGCAAUUUCUUCCAAACUGAAAUUACUAAAGUUUAUCUCAAGUAUUUUAUUAGUAAUCAAAAAUUUUAUUGUGUCAGUGUUGCUGUGAUAUAUAUGUUUUUAACCUUGGUUACAAAAUGGUACAUUGGAUUCAUUGUAACCAACCUGCCCACAUUGGGUCUCAGUUUUGCAUUGCCUGCAAAUCAGGUACAACAAAAGGCCAAAGCAGCCUGUCUUUUAUUUGCCAGAACUGAGUUGUUGGUGAAACAAAAAAAAAAUAGGUCACAAAAGUAAAGAUUGUUUUUCCGAGCUCUUGAAGUACAUGUGUCUUUAACAAAAGGUUCACUGUGUAUAUUCUCCAUAAUUCAUGCAAAUCUACUUGAAACACCGUCACAACGAAAGCUGCAUGAGUUGCCAAAAGAUUACGAAGUGUGCUUUAAUAGCUACAUGAAGCUUGACAGGGAUUUAAUUAAAUCACUUAGUACCUUGAGAAUGUUUGGCAUCUUGAUAGACGCUGAAAAAGAAUUAUACACAACCAACAUGCCUGCAUCUUUAAUUCCAUUGGUAAUGCUGGCUGUAGGUAUGCAAUUGCUUGACCAUGCUUUGGCUUCGCACCUGCAGUGUCUCUGUGCUCAUAUUUUUUAUUCACAGCGGUUGUGGAAUGGAUUUGGUAUGGAUUAAACCACACUUUAAAAGAA